AUGUGCGUUUUCAACACCUUCUCGUUGGGUCCACAUUCAACUGAAUCGGAAUUCCAAGGAUUCCUCUAUCCAGCCUCGCUCGUGGUAUAUAUCGCGAUCCUCUCGACAUUGGACCCUGAUAAUCAGAGCCUACUUCCUGUGGACUUGAGUCCCUUAUUCAUGCAGGCUGCUGGAAUAGCUCCGACGUUGAUUGUUGUCCGUGCCCUCCAGGAGAAAACAACGGACAGUGUACCGCAAGUUGUUUCCGCUAGCAACGUCAGUACGGACACUACGUCUACCACGGCGGGAAGUCAAAUUUGUUUUGCUCAUGGACGAGAGACGACCGCGAUCGGUAUGGGCCAGGCAAUGCAAAGUCAUCAUAGCGUCUACCUUCCGGUCGGACACGCGUAUUCGAGGUCAGGUGCGAGUGCGAGUGAUGUUGAGAGGGUUAUAAAGAGAGAAGACGAGACCAUGGUCUAA
Molecule: messenger RNA, 459 nt
Organism: Marasmius oreades (fairy-ring Marasmius)
Lineage: Eukaryota; Fungi; Basidiomycota; Agaricomycetes; Agaricales; Marasmiaceae
Exons: 2
Coding region: 1-459 (152 amino acids)
Source: RefSeq, a predicted model, not a curated record